Daldinia loculata is the source of this 4811-nucleotide messenger RNA. Its product is annotated as ankyrin repeat-containing domain protein. Lineage: Eukaryota; Fungi; Ascomycota; Sordariomycetes; Xylariales; Hypoxylaceae. The record is from RefSeq and is a predicted model, not a curated record. The transcript is spliced from 4 exons. Gene Ontology annotation, molecular function: protein binding. Bases 221 to 4687 code for a protein of 1488 amino acids.
ACCCGCGAGUUAGACAGUCCACAAAUCUUGUGCAGAGCUACAAGGCUUCAAUAUUACGAACAUCAGACGCAACGUAACGCAUCACAAGCUCAGUUUCUUUGUGAAAGAAUCCCCUGCGGAAGACUACAUUAUAGAGCGUAUUUCAGACGCCCAGAUAUAUGUCUCUAGAGGAUAUCGUGAACUCAUCCAGUGGCUAUCUAUCCAGUCAGACGGAAUUAAAAUGGACUUCCAGACACUGGGACGUCUCAAUAGCCUUGCUGAUUUUAUUAUCCGAUCAAAGGCAUUGAAGUCUCCUAUCUACGACGAUCGAGCAGAUCUUGUUUCACUAGAGAUCGAAGCAGAGGUUGACGGAAAUCAGUUUUUGUCUUGUUUCAGUAACGCGAUUCGACAAACCAUAGCGGAAUACCCUGGUGCUGUCAUCGCUUGCUCCUCGCUCACUCCCACUGAACCCUCCUCCUUGACGGAGACGGGACUUUUAUCAAGCUGCCUUGUCCAAAUACUGAAGCAGCGCCCUAAACUAUACCAGCAGAUGAGUAGAUCCUCCGAGCGGAUCAUAAACGCCGUGCACAACCUAAACUUUGAGCUUAGAGUCCGAGGACUUUGGGAAUGCUUAAGGCUAGCCUUUCUUCGCUCUGACAGCCCAUGUUUUUGGAUUAUUCACACAAAAGGCACUCCAGCCGAGAAGACACUCCUCUUGAAAAUAAUAAAACAACUGCAAUUCUUUUGCAAACUAGACGAAGGCUCGCGGAAAGUAAUUAUCGUUACUAGCUCGAUGUCUAGAAUUGGCCUUCCACCGUCAAAAAUACAUUCGCAAAUAUUUCUAGAUCGCGAUAUCCUAAGAGAAUCUAUUGAGAAGGAUCUUCAACAGCAAUUAGAUCUGAUUAUAACUACCAAACCUCGAAUUUCCGAUAUCAAGGAGAAAAUUUCCCAGUUACUAAACGAGCAUGGGUCGAAUCACAAGUUAAUGGAUUUCUUGUUAGACGCGUUGCGGUUCAUUCACAUCCCUAUCCCGGGCGCCCUGGCUCGCCUUGCAGAUGAUUUUACCUCAACUGCUAUGGCAUUUCGCGUUAUAUUCGAUCAAGUUCCCCACAGCUGUCAAACCUGGGCACGUAAAGUCCUCGGGUUUCUAUGCUUUUCAAUGAGGCCCAUGUCCAUAGGCGAACUCGCAACUGCUGUAGCCGUAACUGAUUGCAAAAGUCUCGAGCAACUCCAAAAGAGCAUUGCACCUGGAACGGCAGCCUAUAUUCGGGAAUUACUUCCAGGAAUAGUACGAAUUCACUCAGGAAAGGUAUACGUGGUUCACGAUGAACUGAAGUCUUUCCUCCGCCGUAACCCAAAUGACUGGUACUAUCUCGAGGAUUACCACUCGGAAAUUGCGCUGGCUUGUUACCACUAUCUUUGCCUCCUCAUAGAGCGUUUUGGUAUCUCGGACAAGUCACCGCUGAAAGCAAUUGUCCAAUGGGAACGCCGCGCCAGAUCCUAUCCAGGUAAUAUACGGGAUGCUCUUCUGGAUGAUCGUAUUUUCUGGUUAUCCUCCUAUGCUUCCAUGUACUGGUGUGAGCACUGUCUCUCUCCACAAAGUGAUGCAGCUGCGAGCCCACGGCCGGGGCCCUGGAUAACAAAUCCAAAUCGCCUGCAGGAAUUGCUCACCUUGAGAUUUUAUAGUAGAUGGCCAUUUGAUCAAAUCUGCAAAAUACCUCAGGAACGCAUGCCACCCGACCUGAGGAAGGCGGUCAAUAUGAGUGAGAUGGAUGCUUUUGAAAUGACAUUACAACUGGUUGACAGUCGGCCUAGCAAGGCAUGCCUAGAUCUGAUACACUUCCCUACCUCCCCAGCAGAAGAUGCUGUCGGUCGUUGGGUUUAUGCUAACUUCACAAAGUUAGAUAUGCAUGGGUCAGUCGCUUUAUACCCUCAAGUUAUAGAAGCACUCCUCCAGCAUCAAAAAGAAGCUACACUAGACGAUAUAUCCUGUCUACUUAUGUCUAUUGUUCUACACAAUAACUCAUCCUUCCUAGUUGACUUGCUCGGAAAACUCGAGGAUCAGGUCAAUCUUAGAGAAGUAUCAUGCGAGGCGUUGAGCUAUGCGAUUAGCUGGGGCUUCGUUGAUAUUGUGAAAAUAUUGCUAGACUACCAAGCAACUCCUCUCGGGACUUUCCGAAUCGGCUCGGAUAUUACUACACUCUUAGAUACGGCCGUCUUAACUGGCAAUGAGGAGAUGGUCCAGGUACUUCUGGACGCCGGCGCGGAUGUAAACGCGCGGGCUAAGACAGGCUUUCUAGACCGCAACAAUAGUCCCCUUCAUGUUGCCUGUCAACUCGGCCUCAUAGACAUGGUACGUCUGCUGCUCGACGCGGGGGCAGACGUCAACCUCCCAAUCGCCAACGGCAUAACUGCGCUACAUACUGCAAGUAUGCGUGGAUUUGCUUCGAUCUGUAAGCUACUUAUUAAGCAUGGCGCAUUCAUUGCAACAGAUGCACAACACCAAACGCCAUUAUACACUACAGUAAGGUGGUAUUAUAUAGGGCAGCGGUACAAAAAGACGGCCGCAACAUUACUUGAAGCUCUUCAGAACCAGUUUCCGGGUUAUAGAGAGGACAGCAGCGAUGACGCCGAAAAUCUCUCGAAAAUCAUCAACGCGCAAGCUGACUCUCGAAAACGAACCGCUCUAAUGUACGCAGCAAUGACUGGUGAUAUGGACCUGGUAAUAUCUAUGAUCAACAUCGGGGCUAGCAUACACAUCACUGAUGAGAACGACAUUGAUCCCCUAUUUAGAGCCACGAUAGUGGAUGAUAUAGACAUGGUCCGUUACUUGUUGGACAACGGCGCACAGCUUGACCGAAUACGAGACGAUGGUAGUUUACUACUGCAUGAUGCUUGUGACUACAAUAGCCAAGAGGUGAUCGAAGAAUUGUUGAAGCGAAAUACACCUGUUGACCAUCUUGAUAACGACUUGAUCCCCCCUCUUGGAUACGCGGCUAUGCAGGGCUUAAUCUGCGUAGUAAAGCAACUAAUCCCACGAAGUUCCAAAGAAACGAUAUCGCUCGCACUGAUAUCUGCGGCACGUUACGGUUACCACGAGAUUGUUAAUACCCUGCUAGAUGCUGGCGCAAAUAUCAACCAUCAAGAUGAGUUCGGCGAUACACCACUUCACGUCUCCUGUUGGAACUAUUAUCCAAGAGUGACUCGAAUCUUGCUCGCUCGCAUGCCGGAUAUAAACCGCACAGAUAACUAUAAUUGUGCUGCCAUUGAAAAUGUUGCUUGGAGAGGCGCGUCUGAGUGUCUAAAGUUGUUGCUAGAUGCUGGAGCAGAUCUUGAGAUAGUAAGCGGAUCUGGCAGGACACCUUUAUUUCAAGCAGCGGAAGCCGAUAUUGAGUGCUUCAAAAUCCUCCUAGAGCACGGAGCACAGGCAGUGUUGCCUGAGAGCAUUAAAAUACCACCUCAAUACCCAGUAUUUAAAGCUGGGGUUUCUUUCCUUGCUGGACUUGCCCAUGAAUGCUCUCCUAAUAUUAUUAGAGCAUAUGUCGAGCACCUCAAGCUCCAAGUCAGUGAGGACGCUUUCCUCUUAGAGAUCAACGAAGCUCUUGUCGCGGCGACGUAUGUUUCAAAGCUCGAGAACAUACAAAUUCUGCUAGAGUUCGGCGCAGAUCCCAACUUUAUGAUCUCAAAGUUUGACGUCGCGUAUGGCUCAGCUAUUGGCAUGGCCGUUAUCAAUGAUAAUCUAGAAAUUGUUCGGGAGCUAUUGGACAACAUGAUAACGCCUGUAGAUCUCAACAAAGUAGACGACUAUCGCACCACGCCUCUCCAACUAGCAAUGGACUGGGGCUUGCCAAGCAUUCGAGAAAAGAUGUUGGAUUUGCUUCUCACACACGGAGCUGAUCCUACAAUCUCGAGUGGCACUUAUGGAACGGUUCUGAACGCAACUUGCGUGGUCGAAGACGAUGAAAUUUUCAAUAAGAUAGUAAAUUUGCCUGGAGUCUCUCGAGAUGUUGCGGAUGACCUAGGGCGACUCCCUCUUCAUCUCGCAGCACGGCGAUGCCCUACUGAUACAAGAAUCGAUUUGCUAACUACAGAAAGUUCUACAUUCAGAAGCACAGAUAAGCAAGGGCGUAAUGCUCUUCACCAUGCUGCAGCCGGCGGCCGGUAUAUCACGAUUGAGAAGAUAUUAAAAGAAUGCCCUGACUUGAUCAAUGCCCCAGAUCGUGAUGGCUGGACCCCACUCCAUUGGACUUGUCGACAAGAUAACAUACAAGCCACGAGGUCCUUGAUUAAUUAUGGAGCUAAUAAAGAAGCCAAAACUCACGAUAGGUGGGCUCCUCGCCACGUUGCUAUCUACCACGGAAAGACAGAACACCUAGACUUCUUCCCAGAAGACGGGGGCGAUGCCGAUGAUGAGGAGUUACCUAGUGAAGCUGCCGAACGAGUGAACGAUGACCUCUGCGACUCGUGCUUCUGUGAUAUAUACGGGACGGGAUAUCGUUGUGGCACAUGCCCUAAGUAUUGGCUCUGCUUCAAGUGCUACUGGAUCUAUGAGGAGACACACCCUAGACUUCAUGUAUUCUCGCGACAUGAUCAAGAUUCACAUGAAAUAGAUACACCACCAGGUGAUAACCCAGAAGCUGGAAAUGGACAGGAUGGGGAGAGUAGUUCAUCUAUGACUUGUGUAGACUUAGGUAGUUACGAUGGAUAGGCUUGCUGGAAGGUUAUAUGACGAGGAUAGGAGGAGUGAUGGACUUGGCUAACCGGGAAAAUUAUAGACUAGACACUGAGUCCGGCUUAGGUAUAUCGAUCGUGAUUUCAGGGGAGGGGGCUGC